UGUACAUUUUUAUUUUUAGGGGUGGCAUGACAAAAGCUCAUUUUCAUUUAACCUAUGGCCCAACUUUGAUCAGCAGACUAACAUGGCGAGUGUUCACUUUGCUGUUCUUCAUCUCGACAUAGAUUCGGUAUAUCAUUCUUUGUCUCAUGUUCCCGCGAAAUAGAUCUUUCUUUCUCAAAAUAAUUCCAUUCAUUAUAAAACCUUUGAUUAUGGGAUACGUUACUGUACUUCAUUUUGUGUGUGCAACCCAAGUACCCAACUGUUGAGUCAGUCAACUAUUUCACUUUGCUUCUCUUUGAGUCAUUUUCACAAACACCUUUUGCUCAAGGCUUAAAUUAUUGAAUCGUCAUAUUUUUUCAUCCAAUCUGGAUGUAUUGAUUUCCUUAUUUUUCAAUCAUGAUCAGAGUCAGAUCUAACCUAUCUGUUUUCUCUGUUGUGCUGUUACGGGUAAGGCAAAACCCAGUCACUGUUAAUCACUGUGAUAUGGUUCAAAAGCCUCUUGUGAAUGGUUCUUUCAAUGAUUUUGACUAUCUAACCAAUGACACUUUUUUAGCUACACCAAAAUUUGGUUUCUUAGUUAGGUUCUUUUCUACUGAAUCCUCAACCAAAAGCCUUGGAAUGUCCACUAAUGCUCCUGCAUUGGGAUUGGAUGAGACCUUGAGUGAUGAAGACGAUGAUGAUAAUGACGACGACAAGGAUGAUUGUGAUAAGAAUAGUUCUCAGUUACAUUUAAUGGAUGAUGAUUUUGUCCAAGAUGUUAAGACCAUUAUGGAUAUAAUUGACGAACCGGGUUCUGGACCACAUGAAAUUAAGCAGAAGCUUGAGCAUUGCAGUGUUAAGGCAUCAUCAGAGUUGGUUGUGGAGGUUCUUUCCAGAAUUCGCAAUGAUUGGGAAGCCGCUUUCACUUUUUUCUUGUGGGCAGGGAAGCAACCAGAGUAUACUCAUUCGGUUCGCGAAUACCAUUCAAUGAUAUCUAUCCUGGGUAAAAUGAGGAGGUUUGAUACUGCUUGGGCAUUAAUCGAAGAAAUGAGAGGAAAGAGAACUGGUCAAUCUCUUGUUACUCCACAGACUCUCUUGAUUAUGAUAAGGAAAUACUGUGCUGUUCAUGAUGUUGGUAGGGCUAUAAACACUUUCUAUGCUUUUAAACGGUUUAACAUUCAAGUUGGAUUGUAUGAAUUUCAAGGCCUUCUUUCUGCGCUUUGCCGAUACAAGAAUGUGCAAGACGCUGAACACUUAUUGUUCUGCAACAAAAAUGUUUUCCCACCUGACACCAAAAGCUUUAACAUCAUUCUUAAUGGAUGGUGCAAUUUGAUCGUCAGCGCGCGCAAUGCAGAAAGGAUUUGGGAGGAAAUGAGUAAGAGAGGAGUUAAACAUGACGUUGUCUCCUAUGCGAGUAUCAUAUCUUGCUAUUCAAAAUCUUCUAAACUUUAUAGGGUGCUCCAGCUGUUUGAACAAAUGAAGAAAAGGAAUAUCACUCCUGAUAGAAAGGUUUAUAACGCGGUCAUUUUUUCUCUUGCGAAGAAUAGGCUUGUGAAAGAAGCUAUAAAUCUUAUUGGAACAAUGGAAGACAGCAAUGUCACUCCAGAUGCCAUUACUUACAACUCCCUGAUCAAGCCACUCUGCAAAAACCGCAAAAUGGAUGAAGCAAAAGAAAUUUUCGAUGAGAUGUUGAAGCGACGCAUAUCCCCGUCUAUUCGGACUUUUCAUGCUUUCUUCCGAAUAUUAAGAGUCAAAGAAGAAGUAUUUGAGCUUUUGGACAAAAUGAAAGAGCAUGGGUGCAACCGAACUAUUGAGACUUAUAUAAUGUUGAUAAGGAAGUUUUGCCGGUGGCGCCAACUUGAUGAAGUCAAUAAGAUAUGGAAUGCAAUGAGGGAAGAUGGAAUCGGCCAUGAUCGUAGCUCGUAUAUUGUACUGAUUCAUGGCCUGUUUCUGAAUUGUAAGGUAGAGGAAGCAUACAAAUACUAUAUAGAAAUGCAAGAGAAAGGUUUCCUUCCUGAACCAAAGACAGAAAAUAUGCUUCAGGCAUGGCUUUCUGGGAAACAAGUAACAGAGGGCCAGGUUACAGAUUUAGAACACAAUCAAUUGGAAUGUGGUAAUCUUAAAAAUAAUGUAAAACCUAUACCAAGUAAAUUUGAUAAAGAAAAAGCUUUUCUUCGGGAACCUGAGACCAGAAGCGUAACAAGAGAAGGAGGUUUUUCUUUCUGGGAGAAGUAAAUCCUUAUCUAACAUGAAGUUCAAUUGCACUUCCUUUGUCUAUGAUGAAGGUAACAACACUUGUUGGCCACUAUACUUUUCAAACUUGAUUGUAUGCUCCAAACAGGUGUUGGUUGGUAUGCGUUUUUCUUGUUUUUCAUCCAGACUUCAAUUGGUUAGCCAGGUUUGUUAAUUGUUACACAAUUGGAAACUUUGGGUUAAUUUGUAAUAAUCUAAAUGUCAUCUCUUUUUAAUUACUACUUGGUUAACCAUUGUAAUAUGGAAGCUGAAUUUAGGUGCUUUUAUGUAUCUUUAAGCGCAUUGCCAAUAGUUGAAUAAAUUUAGAGUUCUUAACUUACUUUUACUCGGCCCAACAAUGCUACACCAAUAUUAUGAACAUCAGCGUCUUUUCA
Molecule: messenger RNA, 2606 nt
Organism: Lathyrus oleraceus (garden pea)
Lineage: Eukaryota; Viridiplantae; Streptophyta; Magnoliopsida; Fabales; Fabaceae
Product: pentatricopeptide repeat-containing protein At5g15010, mitochondrial
Exons: 1
Coding region: 397-2214 (605 amino acids)
Molecular function (GO): protein binding
Source: RefSeq, a predicted model, not a curated record